AUGACCUCAAGCCUGCAGGAGCUAACAAGAACGGUUGACUCCCCGGAGAGUCUACCUUGGCAGGACCGUCUGGAGUUCGUCGAGCUUGGAGGUCUAGCGAAGGCGAACAACGGGGAAUUUGUCACCUUAACGAUCCCUCGAGAGGUACCGGACGCGCUCUCGAAUGACCUCAACCGCCUUCGCGACGAUGGCUCGCACAAGCCACCAAUUCGCAACGUAGCGAUGAAACCGUCGUGGAUAGGGUCAAAUAUAGGCCUGAAUCUGGAGUUGGGGGAGCUGAUCUGCUCGGGACGUGCCGGAUGGGUGUAUGAAAUCAAAGUUAUCACCACUCCCGACAAAUUCACCCCCGAAUUGCCUCCCCUUGUGAUCAAGAUUGCUAAACAAUCUGAAGGCAGGCGGGUAUCGGAGGAGGCGGGCGUAUACGAGCAGUUACGCGAGUUCCAAGGCCGAUUUAUACCCCAAAGCUACGGGUACUUCCGUCGUCCAGUCAACUUGCAGGACUUGACCGUCAUGCCCUGGGACCCCACAUGCACCUUCCCGAGGUCAGAAGACACAUUCGACAUCUACAACAUGCCUCACCCAUGCGCCAGCUUGAACCUGUUUCUGAUGGAGAGACUGGGCCCGUCCCUUGAGGACCACGAUGUGGAGAUAAGGCAGGACGUCGACGCGAUCACCAGUGGGGACACACCGAAGGACAUCCUGGUACUGCGUGGACAACUAAUGGAGAUGUGCGGGGCUGUGGCAACGUCUGGCAUUUUGCAUUUGGACAUACGGCCGGCCAAUAUCCUGCGAGCUUCUCUGAGCGGCUCUGAAAAACCCGUUUGGACAGCGCAGACCGGACAAUCCACGCCGGCCAAUCCAUGGCGCAUGGUGGACUGGGAGCUGGCCCGGAAGUAUCUCCCGAAAGACGCGGGCGCCGUCUUGGACCAAUAUGAGGAUCAAGUCAACUACAUGCUAGAGAAUAGCAUACCGUAUCACUACAGCGGCGAUGAAGAUACAGUCGAUGAAGAUACAGCCGAUGAAGAUACUCAGUAA
Messenger RNA from Trametes versicolor FP-101664 SS1, 1035 nucleotides. RefSeq lists its product as uncharacterized. NCBI's taxonomy places the organism in Eukaryota, Fungi, Basidiomycota, Agaricomycetes, Polyporales, Polyporaceae. The record is from RefSeq and is a predicted model, not a curated record. The transcript is spliced from 3 exons. Gene Ontology annotation, biological process: protein phosphorylation. Bases 1 to 1035 code for a protein of 344 amino acids. Gene Ontology annotation, molecular function: ATP binding; protein kinase activity.